Humulus lupulus (European hop) is the source of this 2838-nucleotide messenger RNA. Its product is annotated as calmodulin-binding receptor kinase CaMRLK. Gene Ontology annotation, molecular function: protein kinase activity; protein binding; ATP binding. The transcript has 2 exons. The record is from RefSeq and is a predicted model, not a curated record. Lineage: Eukaryota; Viridiplantae; Streptophyta; Magnoliopsida; Rosales; Cannabaceae. Bases 394 to 2529 code for a protein of 711 amino acids. Gene Ontology annotation, biological process: protein phosphorylation.
CUUAGCAAUAGCAAAAUCCUCCUCAAGAAUAAAACUGAAAACAAAUAAAUAAAAACAAAAUAUGCUCGCAGCAAUCAACGGCAUCUUCUUCACCACCACCAACUGCAACAUUUAAAAUAAUUUUCACUAUUUAAUUUAGUCAAGUCAUUCUGUUGUUGACAAUUCUCAGUCAACCCCAGCUAUGUAUUCCAGUACUACUACUUGCUCCAUGAACCGUUACGUUCUCCGUUAACUCUAACGCCGUUAACUCAUUCACUUGCUCCUCGUACUUUGUGGGAAAUUUCCCGGAUAUAAAUUUAGCAAAACCCUAUUUCUCUCUCUAAAACUCACUCGUAGAUGGGGAGAGAGAAACAAACGACAGAGCUUUGAGACCUGAAACAGAGGAAACUGAAAAUGAAGAUCUUGUUCAUAGGUUUUAUUGUCUUGUUGGCACUGAAUCUCUUAGAUGUGGGAUCAGCUGCUUCUUCGUCAUCACCAUGCAACAGUACGGACCAAGCUUUGGUCUCCAAGGCCUUCAGAUCAGUCUCCGGCUUCAACAUAUCUUGGCUCAAGCAUUAUGAUUCCAACUGUUCGCGGCCACCGAUCAGAGAACUCAAUCUGUCAUCCAUGAAUCUUACAGGGAUCAUAACUUGGAAGUUUCUCAGAAACAUGUCUCAGUUACACACUCUCGAUCUCUCCAGAAAUUCCUUGAAGGGUUCGGUCCCGGGUUGGCUCUGGUCCCUUUCGAGCUUAGUUGAGGUCAAUCUAUCCAGAAACCGGUUCGGUGGGUCUGCUGGGUUCGAACCCACAUCUGCAAAUGGUUCAUCUUCUUCGGUUCAAGUGCUCAAUCUCUCUGCAAACCGGUUUACGAAUCUGGUUCGGCUCUCUGGUUUUCCCAAGCUUAAAGUCCUCGACCUUUCGCGUAACGAUUUGGGAACUCUGCCUUCUGGUUUUCAAAACCUCACCGAGUUGCAACACCUUGAUAUCUCGAGCUGCAAUAUAACCGGUAACUCAAAGCCCUUUUCGGCUCUCCGUUCAUUGAAGUACUUGGAUAUUUCGAACAAUAAGAUGAACGGUAUAUUCCCCUCUGAUUUCCCUCCUCUUCGUGGCCUUGAUUAUUUAAACAUUUCGCUUAACAACUUCUCUGGAUUGGUUAGCCACGAAAACUACCAGAGAUUUGGCCAAGCUGCAUUCAAUGCCGCCGGAAAUUUCACUCACAACCCGAAAAGUUUUCAGCUUUCACCUUUGCCGGCGCCGGCCCCAGCUCCGAAACGUGUAAACUCAACCUUGUUUCACAUUACCCAACAACCAGGAGCCCACAAACUUGUCCACAAACAUAAAACAAUACACCAAAACCAAAUUCCGGCCAUGAAAAAAUCCAAAGAAAAAUCCAGAAAGACACUGAUCUUGGCCACGGCCUCUGCUUCCUCAUUUGUCCUGUUUUCAAUGGUGGUUUGGUUUUUCGUCGGGAUAUACCGAAGAAAACGACAAGUAACGAAAAGAAAUAAAUGGGCCAUCUCCAAACCAGUCCAAGCUCCAUUCAAGAUGGAGAAAUCUGGGCCCUUCGCGUUUGAGACCGAGUCGGGCUCGUCGUGGACAGCGGACAUAAGAGAGCCGUCUUCAGCUCCGGUGGUGAUGUUUGAGAAGCCAUUGAUGAAUUUGACGUUCAAGGAUCUGAUUGCCGCCACUUCACAUUUCGGAAAGGAGUCCCAGCUGGCUGAAGGCAGGUGUGGGCCAGUCUACACUGCCGUGCUCCCUGGAGACAUACACGUGGCGAUCAAGGUGUUGGAAAACGCCAGAGACGUCGAUCAAGACGAUGCUGUGUUCAUGUUCGAAGAGCUCUCCAGGUUGAAACACCCCAACCUGUUACCUCUCUCCGGUUACUGCAUUGCAGGGAAAGAAAAGCUGGUUCUGUACGAGUUCAUGGCCAACGGCGACUUACAGAGAUGGCUGCACGAACUUCCGACCGGCCAGCCUAACGUGGAAGACUGGAGUAGUGACACGUGGGAGAACCCCAAUGUAAACGGGCUCCACAUGUACUCUCCCGAGAAAAUGGGUUGGCUGACGCGCCACCGCAUCGCCGUCGGGAUAGCCCGCGGGCUCGCGUACCUUCACCACGCUGGUUCGAAGCCAGUUGUGCACGGCCACCUGGUGACUUCGAACGUACUGUUGGCCGAGAAUUUCGAGCCUCGGAUAGCUGAUUUCGGGUUCCGGAGCUUCGGCGGAGCAGGAGAUAUCGGGCGAGAUAAGUGCAGCCCCGAGACCGACGUAUACUGUUUCGGGGUGGUGUUGAUGGAGCUCCUGACGGGUCGACCCGGAACAGCGGAGACUGUUGUUUGGGUGAGGAGAUUGGUGAGGGAGGGUGCUGGUGCGAAUGCACUUGACCCGAGACUCAGACCCGGGUGUGACCGGGUCGAGUCGGAGCGGGAGAUGGUGGAGAGCCUCCGAGUUGGGUACUUGUGUACGGCGGAGUCACCUGGGAAAAGGCCAAGGAUGCAACAGGUCCUGGGUUUGCUCAAAGACAUACAUCCCACCUUGCUUUUGGGCUGAGUUGACUCGUCUAAUCAUCUCUCUCUCCCCCGAGUUCCGAGAUUUUGAAUUCCACGCGCCAAUAGACGGCGCGUGCGUGGUAGUGAUUUUUCCCAAGGUGUAAAAUAUAAACUGUAAAAAGGGUUUUAGAUUUAGAUUGCAUUUUUCCGAUUUAGGUUAUAUUUUUUUACCGCGGUGCAGCGGGUGCUGUCACGUGCCACCUUGUCGCGUGGUAUAGGAAGUUGAGUUGAAUGCAUUUUUUUUUAAAUUGCUAUUUUCUUGUGUUGUUGUCUAGUGUUUGGAAAAUUCUAUUAUGUUAUUUUUAAUUAA